ACUCUGGUCAGAUGUCAUAUUCAUAUGCAGUGGCGGAUCUACUAUCGAAAAAUUAUGUUAUAUAUGCAUAGUUAAAAUUAUUUUUAUGUAUAAAUAUUAGAUGUUGAGCCCUCUGCCACUGUUCACAUGAUAGAAGAAAAUCUCACAAAUACUAAAAUAGAACUCUACUCAGCCACAUAUAUACAUUACUCUCUUCACAUUUCCUCUAUCUACUCUUUCAAUGGCUGGUGUGUUGGAAGCCAUUGCAGUUCCAUGUGCACGUUUGGUUUUUCCUAAAGCAAAUCCCCCGGUCUCUGCGGUUAACUUAUCUCAGUUCAAUGGGCUUAAGGUGAAGAAGAGUCGGUCGCCGGUUAAGUUCAGCUCACGCUCAGGCUAUGUUAAGCGUGGCGGACUUACUGUUGUAUGUGAAGCUCAGGAUACAGCUCUUAAAGCGGGUGCUGUUACCGAUAAGACAUGGAAAUCACUUGUAAUCGAGUCUGAUUUACCCGUCCUGGUUGAAUUUUGGGCUCCGUGGUGUGGUCCGUGCAAAAUGAUUCAUCCCAUCAUCAACGAGCUAGCUGAGGAAUACGCUGGCAGGUUCAAAUUCUUCCAGCUGAAUACAGAUGAAAGCCCCUCUACCGCAACAGAAUAUGGGAUCCGAAGUAUCCCAACCGUCAUGAUUUUCAAGAAUGGAGAGAAGAAAGACGCGGUCAUUGGCGCAGUUCCAAAAACAACGUUGGCCACCAGCAUCGAAAAGUUCUUGUAGUGAGUACAUUUGCGCGCUGCGCAUAUACAUACGUCUUGUAAGAAUUCUUUUUCGGUAUGUAUAUUCUAUUUUUGCCUUCACAACAGCUAGAAUAUGAACAAAAUAAACCUGGAAAUGAUCCUGUAUAGAUUGUUGUGGAGCUAUGUUUCUUCUGAAUUCAGCAUUAUUUUAGUAAUCGAAUGUUUCUCGCGCAA
Messenger RNA from Capsicum annuum, 939 nucleotides. RefSeq names its product thioredoxin 1. The transcript is spliced from 2 exons. The record is from RefSeq and is a predicted model, not a curated record. Gene Ontology annotation, cellular component: cytoplasm. Lineage: Eukaryota; Viridiplantae; Streptophyta; Magnoliopsida; Solanales; Solanaceae. Bases 221 to 745 code for a protein of 174 amino acids. Gene Ontology annotation, molecular function: oxidoreductase activity, acting on a sulfur group of donors, disulfide as acceptor; protein-disulfide reductase activity.